UUUCGACCACGAUGGUGUCUCAUCCUCGUCAUCUCGCUCGAAUAUCUCUCAGAGUUUGUGUUGUCUCAUAUUAGCUUAGGCGGUCUAGAAAUCUUCACCCCGGUCAGUCUUCGGUACGGUAUCGUCCAAGUUGGGUGUCUGUCGUCCAUCCAUCCAUGGACAUCUCGGUAGUAGUACGCCUCAAGUACAAUCGUUAGUCAAUUAUCACCUCGAGUUGAACGCGAAACGGGUGUCGAGUUGUUGGGGAAACCCUUCUGGUGCGAAGUUCAGGGUUGAUAAACAAACUGGAUUGAUACCGUCGGACACGCUGGAUCGCUGGAUUAGCUGCUCAUCAUGUACAAGCUUGUAGUUGCUUUAUUGGCGACAAUGGCCAUUCUCGGCUAUGCAGAAAGCCCCAGAAACAUUUUAGACCGAUUUUGUUCAGCAGACAAUAAAGCAAGCUCAUACGGCGUAUGGCAAGCGUUCCAAACCAUCUGCACCGCCACUCAGCACCGGGACCCGGUGGGCUGCUGCAACUACGUCAACCAGGUUGCCCGAGAAAGGCCCAACAUGUUCUUGUGCCCCUCAGAUAAUGGUUACUUCUUCUCGCCCAACGAUUGCGGUGAGACUAUUGCCAUAUCCAGCCGAUUUGGACCGGACGCCAUUAUGUUCCCCACGGAAGAUUCGGAACAGCAGGUCCGGUCAACCCAACGGCAGGUUGCUCAACAGCUUAGUCAGGUUACGCCCAGACCUGUAGUCCAGAAGCCAUUACAGAUGCAGGGACCAGUUCGACGGCCUCAGCCGUUGGAGGACAACGAUUACGAAGAUGUGCCACCAGCCGUACUGGUUGAUACCGUUGGAUACCAAGCUAUGGAGUUUGCGCUUAAUUUGUUUAAGUCACUAAAUGUUCAAGGGGACUCCGUGAUAAGUCCUCUUCAACCACAGCAACUUCUCUCCAACCUCAUAGAAGUUGCCAGUCUUGCAGCCCGUUCUGAGUUAUUCCGCGCCAUUCGGUUAUAUCCGGAACAACUAGCUAGGCUCAUCAAAUCCCUGGACAGAAUAUCCAAAUCGACAGUGAACACGAUUGAAACGGCUGCGGCCAACUUCUUUGCCCGGGACUCAAAAGUGAACCAGACUUACCAUCAAGCACUCAAACUGCGUGACGUCGACGUCAUCCCCGUAGACUUCAGCCACCCGGCGCAAGCAGCUCGUCAAGCCAACAAUUGGGUUUCCGAAAAGACACACCGACUUAUCAACGAGAUUCUGAAUCCAGGAUCCGUAAACGCCUACACGCGAAUGGUUUUGGCAAACUCCAUCUUCUUCAAGGGCAAGUGGAAGUACACCUUUAUCAAAACCGAACCGAGCACGUUCCAGGCGACUCCCAACCGUAAGAUCUCCAUCAACAGCAUGUUCCAGCUGAACAAACUACGCUACGGCGAAAAACAAUUCGCCGACGGAAACGGUCUCCGUUGGGUGGAACUUCCCUACGAGGGAGACAACCUCGCCAUGCUGGUAUUCCUACCGCUUCAACCCCACAGGCUUCAGGAGGCCCUCCGUCAACUCCAGCCGUACGACCUGGCCUCCAUCAUGGCAGAACUUCACGUUCCUUACAUCAACACCAAGGUGAACCUUCGUCUGCCCAGGUUCACCCUCACCGAUUCGGUCUCCCUAAUCCCGGCCCUCCAAUCGCUGGGCGUCAACGCGAUCUUCAACGACAAGGACGCUCUGCCGUACCUUAGCAGGGAUGCCACCCUCGUUUCGGACGUUACUCAACGGUCCUACCUGAGUGUGGACGAGUUCGGGACGAAGGCGACCUCGGUGGCGUCGCUGUCGAUCGUGACGCUCAGCAUUACGCCCCAGUUCCGGGACGUCAAGUUUGACGUGGACCAGCCGUUCGCGCUUAUGAUCGUGGACAAGCAGGAACGGUAUCCGAUCUUUAUCGGGCAGGUGUACGAGCCGCAGGAGUGAGUGGUAACGGAGUUGUUCAGAUACGUUUUUUAAAUAAACCAUUUAUAAAUUAAA
Molecule: messenger RNA, 2001 nt
Organism: Culex quinquefasciatus (southern house mosquito)
Lineage: Eukaryota; Metazoa; Arthropoda; Insecta; Diptera; Culicidae
Product: antichymotrypsin-2
Exons: 5
Coding region: 334-1947 (537 amino acids)
Molecular function (GO): serine-type endopeptidase inhibitor activity
Source: RefSeq, a predicted model, not a curated record